GAAAUCGCCCCGGGGGGUCUCGCUCGCUCAGAACUUGGACGCGACGGUCCGGGCCGGUCCAAAGUGUAAUUCGCCUGCAGAGGCCCGGGUGCCCGGAUGUCCAUCAGGAUUAGCGCGAGCCAAUACGGUCGGAGCGCGAGGCUGCGCUGAGGACGCCCGGGCUGGGGAGCAGGUAGUCCCGUCGCGCCGGGAGUCGCGCUGGGGAACCGUCCCCGCCCGGCCCCGGCCAAUGGUGAGCGCGGCGCCGGCGGGAGGGCCGCGGGGUGAAGGCUCUCAUGGACUGAAGACCUGGAGCUCCACAGAGUGAAUUAUGGCAGCCCAGUCAAGCUUGUACAAUGAAGACAGAAACCUGCUUCGAAUUAGAGAGAAGGAAAGACGCAACCAGGAAGCUCACCAAGAGAAAGAGGCAUUUCCUGAAAAGAUUCCCCUUUUUGGAGAGCCCUACAAGACAGAAAAAGGUGAUGAGCUAUCCAGUCGAAUACAGAACAUGUUGGGAAACUAUGAAGAAGUAAAGGAGUUCCUUAGUACCAAGUCCCAUCCUCAUCGCUUGGAUGCUUCUGAAAAUAGAUUGGGAAAACCGAGAUAUCCUUUAUUUCCUGAGAAGGGGAGCAGCAUUCCAUCCCACUCCUUCCACACUAGUGUCCACCACCAGCCUAUUAACACUCCUGCCUCUGGACCACUUCCUGUUGGUAACAUUAGUCACAAUCCAAAGAUGGCGCAGCCAAGAAUGGAACCAAUGCCAAGUGUCCACGUCAAAAGCUAUGGCCCACCAGACAGCCAGCACCUGACCCAAGAUCGCCUUGGUCAGGAGGGCUACGGCUCCACUCAUCACAAAAAAGGUGACCGCAGAGCUGAUGGAGACCGCUGUGCUUCAAUGGCAGACUCAGCUCCAGGGAGGGAGCUUUCUCCCUUACUCUCCUCUUUGCCUUCUCCAGUGCCCCCUUUGUCACCUAUACAUUCCAACCAGCAAGCUCUUCCCAGGACGCAAGAAAGCAACAAGGUUCACAGCAGUAGCAAUAACAAUAAAGGCUACUGCCCAGCCAAAUCUCCCAAGGACCUAGUGGUAAAGGUCCAUGAUAAAGACACCCCUCAAGACAGUUUAGUGGCAGUUGCCAGCCUUGGGGUAGCCCCUCCCCAGCCACCUUCUCAGACUUUUCCCCCACCCUCCCUCCCCUCAAAAAGCAUUGCAAUGCAGCAGAAGCCCACGGCUUAUGUCCGGCCCAUGGAUGGUCAAGAUCAGGCUCCUAGUGAGUCUCCUGAACUGAAACCAUUGCCAGAGGACUAUCGGCAACACACCUUUGAAAAAACAGACUUAAAAGUGCCUGCCAGAGCCAAGCUCACCAAGCUGAAAAUGCCUUCUCAGUCAGUUGAGCAGACCUACUCCAAUGAAGUCCAUUGUGUUGAAGAGAUUCUGAAGGAAAUGACCCAUUCAUGGCCGCCUCCUUUGACAGCAAUACACACGCCCAGUACAGCCGAGCCCUCCAAAUUUCCUUUUCCCACAAAGGAUUCUCAGCACAUUAGUUCUGCAACCCCAAACCAAAAACAAUAUGAUACAUCUUCAAAAACCCACACUAAUUCUCAGCAGGGAACGUCCAUGCUGGAAGAUGACCUUCAGCUCAGCGACAGUGAGGGUAGUGACGGCGAACAAACCCCAGAGAAGCCUCCUUCCGCAUCUGCACCUCCAAGUGCUCCACAGUCGCUUCCAGAAGCCGCGGCCUCAGCACAUUCCAGCAGUGCGGAGUCAGAGAGCACCAGUGACUCAGACAGCUCCUCGGACUCGGAGAGUGAGAGCAGCUCAAGUGACAGUGAAGAGAAUGAGCCCCUAGAAACUCCGGCUCCUGAGCCCGAGCCUCCGACAACAAACAAAUGGCAGCUGGACAACUGGCUGACCAAAGUCAGCCAGCCGGCGGCGCCCCCAGAGGCCCUGGGGGGCGCAGAGCCCCCGCCGCGCCACCUCGACGGUAAGGGCAAGGGCGACGGUGGCGGCAGCGGCGCCGGUCACGAGCACUCGGAAUCCAAAGAUCCUGCCCCCAAAAGCUCCAGCAAAGCUCCCCGGCUCCCCUCCGAGGGCCCCCACGCGGGCAAGAGGAGCUCUCAGAAGUCCCCUGCCCAACAGGAGCCCCCGCAGAGGCAAACUGUUGGAACCAAACAACCCAGAAAGUCCGGCAAGGCCCCCGCGCCGGCGGAUGCGCGGGCGGGCUUGCAGGUGGAGAGCGAGCCGGGCCCCCCUCCCCACGGCCCUGGAGACCAGCCUGCCAAAGACAAGCCCAAGGUGAAGACGAAAGGGCGCCCCCGCGCCGCGGACGGCAGGGAGCCCAGGCCCGCGGGGCCCGCCCCCGGCGAGAGGAAGAAGCACCGGAGCGGCCCGCCCGUCCCCCCGAAGGCGCUCCCGGGCCCCGAGCCCACGAAGGACAAUGUGGAGGACAGGAGCCCCGAGCACUUCGCCCUCGUCCCCCUGACUCAGAGCCAGGGGCCCCCCCGCGGCGGCGGCAGGACUAGUGGCUGUCGCCGGGCUGUGGUGGUCCAGGAGGAUCGCCGGAAGGACAAGCUCCCCGUGCCUCCGAGGGACACCAAGCUGCUCUCCCCGCUCAGGGACACUCCUCCCCCGCAGACCCUGAUGGUGAAGAUCACCCUCGAGCUCCUCUCUCGGAUACCCCAGCCGCCUGGGAAGGGGAGCCGCCAGAGGAAGCCAGAAGACAGACAGCCGCCGGCAGGGAAGAAGCUCGACUCUGAGAAGAGAAGCGCAGACAACUCAAGCAAGUUGGCCAAAAAGAGAAAGGGUGAAGCAGAAAGAGACCAUGAUAGCAAGAAAGUCAGACUGGAGAAAGAAAUCAAAUCACAGGCAUCGUCUUCAUCCUCCCACAAAGAAUCUUCUAAAACAAAAACACCCAGGCCCUCCUCUGAGCCCUCAAAGAAGGAAAUGCUUCCCCCUCAACUUGUGUUGUCCUCAUCCUCCCAGAAGCCAGCCAAGCCUGCACAAAAGAAGCCAAGGCGGGAAGCAGACCUCGGUGGCCAGGACCCUGCCAAAAGUGCCAGCAGUACCAAGGGCAGCCAUAAAGACUCUUCCGUUCCCAAGCACAGAAAAGCAGAGGGGAGGGGCUCUGAAAGCUCCACAGAACACAAAGGAUCUUCUGGAGAUAUUGCAAAUCCUUUUCCAGUGCCUUCUUUGCCAAAUGGUAACUCUAAACCAGGGAAGCCUCAAGUGAAGUUUGACAAACAACAGGCAGAUUUUCACAUGAAGGAGGCCAAAAAGUUGAAGAUCAAAGCAGAGACAACGACGAACAAGGUUGGGAAGGCUUUUAAGUACGUGGAAGCCGUCUUGUCCCUUAUUCAGUGUGGGAUCGCCAUGGAGUCAGAAGGUCCAGCAUCAAAGUCCGCUUACUCAGUGUACUCGGAAACUGUCGACCUCAUUAAUUUCAUACUAUCACUAAAAUCCUUCUCAGAUGCCACAACACCAACACCGGGGGAAAUACUUGCUGUUUUAUGCAUGCGUUGCCAGUCCAUUUUGAACAUGGCGAUGUUUCGUUGUAAAAAAGAUAUAGCAAUAAAGUAUUCUCGUACUCUUAAUGAACACUUCAAGAUUUCUUCCAAAGUUGCCCAGGCACCUUCUCCAUGCAUUGCAAGAAGCACAGGCACACCAUCCCCUCUCUCUCCAAUGCCUUCUCCUGCCAGCUCCGUAGGAUCCCAGUCAAGUGCCGGCAGUGUGGGGAGCAGUGGGAUGCAUGCCACUGUCAGUACCCCAGUCACCAUCCAAAAUAUGACAUCUUCCUAUGUCACCAUCACUUCCCAUAUCCUUACUGCCUUUGAUCUUUGGGAACAGGCUGAGUUCCUGGCAAGAAAUAAUAAAGAGUUUUUUGCUCAGCUCAGCACAAGUGCGUGUGCCUUGGCCCUCAACAGCAGCUUGAUGGAUCUGGUGCACUACACGAGACAGGGUUUUCAGCGGCUAAAACAAGUAACCAAAACACCUUAAUGGAGGCCUGAGUUGAUUUGAUGCCUUGGGAACUUUUUGCACAUUGGAAGCCUCAAAAACAGUCCAGUUAUUUGUCUCAUCAGGACACCAAACUCGAGGAGUACCAUGAAAUGGCCAGGAUAUUUGUCCACUUAAACUCUCAAGAACUGUGUGAUCAUUGGUUGGACACGAUGGUUAUGCAGAAGCAGAAAUGAGGAGGCUAGCCUCAGAGAUGAUCUUGCCUUUCCUAACUAAAGGACAAAAGUGCAAUGUAGCCUAAGUGGGCGUAUGAAUGGUCUAGAAACAUUUCCGUAUUUUUUUAACCAGCAGUAUGCAGGAAGCAAGUUGCAAAUGAAAUGAGGAGAAGCAAUUUCAACUCUGAAAGCAAAUUCACAUCAUCUCAGUAGCCACGCUAGUCCAUUCCCAGAAGGAAAUGUUUUUUAACAAUGAAUUUUGGUGUAGGGUUUUGUGGAUGAUUUUUUUUUUCUUUUAAGUUUUGGGGAAAAUAUUUGUUUAAUAAAUUUAAUGGUCAUCUAUAAAACAUAAGUUGUAAAGGACUCCACUGUACCCCACUUUCUGCCAAUGGACAGUGGCUUUGAUAAUACCAAGUAUUGUCAUAAUCUAUAAAAUUGAAGGCAACCCCCCCAUUGCCUGGAGUAGUGCACGUUCACCCCAGCUCUGAUUUCGCUGCCACUGUGGAAAGUCAGCUCAGUCAGAGCGGUGGAGAGAGGAGCUCCAGCACGCAGGGACGCCAUCCCAGAAUCGCCAUGUACUACGGAGGACGCGGUGCUGCCAUUCCCACCCCUGCUUCAGUGAAAGGCAGUCACCAUUGACUAUAGAUUCUGAAUUUUCUACCUUGGGGAAGAGGGAACCAACAUUUAUAUGUGACCAGAUGGCUAAAGUGCUUUUUAAUUUUUGUUUAAGUAGAGCUGGAAUCUGAGGUGCUGAUCUGUGGUCUACAGUUAUGUGGUAACUCAUGUUGUCUAACCAACUCAGAGUUUUGUCAGUGAACAAAGAAAAAUGAAAUCUACUUCUUAGAGAGGCUAUAUUUUUCUGCUACGAAUUAUUUUGUAUUUAUAGCAAAACUAGACUUUCAGAACCCAUGAUUGUCUAGGGGAAAUUAACUCCCUGAGAGGAUGUGGAGAUUUAGGGUGGUUAAUUAGACUUAAAAAAAAAAAAAAAAAAAAGUCAUCACCACAUGCCUUCACUCCAGAGUGUUCUCAAUCAACCAGAUUUGAUUAGAUUGAGGAGGAACUGGGGCCUUCCCGUAAGCUGUUAUUGCCAUAUUAUGUACAUUAAACCAAGUUCAUUUUGAAUGCCCUAAAAUGAAAGAACACAAUCAGAAUUCCCACAUGUUUGUAAGCACAGAUUUUCUUUUUCAUUGAAACUUUGAAGGUUAUUAUUGGAAGCAUUAUUUUGAGUGCAGUGUUUUUAAAAGCCAACUCUUUUUAUCCCUUUUAGAAGUAGAAUUUGCACAUGUAUUAAAAUUGAGGAGUGAGUGUUAUCUCUAUCUACAGUUGGUUUAUUUUUCUCCCUUAGCCCCAUUCU
This is a messenger RNA of Ceratotherium simum simum (southern white rhinoceros), 5497 nucleotides long. It is a transcript of the gene AFF1, whose product is annotated as ALF transcription elongation factor 1. NCBI's taxonomy places the organism in Eukaryota, Metazoa, Chordata, Mammalia, Perissodactyla, Rhinocerotidae. Gene Ontology annotation, biological process: regulation of gene expression. Gene Ontology annotation, cellular component: super elongation complex; nucleus. The record is from RefSeq and is a predicted model, not a curated record.